CCCCAACCGGAAACAGGAAGUUUCGACCACGAUACAGGGACGCGAAUGGAAAGCGACACACCACCGGCAGAAGUUGAUGAAUUAUCGUGAUUACCAUCGUCUCUAAAUUGAAUAGAGUAUGCUCUUUAGCGAGCCCUUCAUGCGGAGGAGGUGAGCCUGGUUGGUCACAGGGAUAUGGUAAUGUAUAGUGACUAGCGCUGGACACAACGACAACAAGGAACAGCAGAUUUGCCUGUGAUGAGUUGCGAAGGCACUGGUUUGUGGCCCCCGGGCCCACUUGCAGGGUAUUGGGAAAAAAUCCAGGAGCGCUCAGCCUCGUUGGAGACGUGUCCGUGGUGUGCUGCUAAAGGGCACAUUCGGGCUCUGCGUUCCUAUAGGAUCAGCCUCCAGGAAGUCCUCACCCUCUGCACUGACCCACUGUGCCUGUUUCCCCUGGUCUCCCGGCCUUUGGAAGAUGUCCUGGCCGGCCUCGUACCCCCUCUACCCCAAACACAGACGGGGAGGAAGAGGAAGAGUCCCGGUGGUUUGGAAAACGGAGACUCUGUAUCUUCGCCCAAAAACGCACGAUCGGAGGAGGCCGUGUCACAGAAUGAGAGUCGCCCAGUCGUGAGGAUCGCCGGCUUCACACUCAAUGAGGAAGACUGCUUUCAUAAGACGAAGCACACAACACCAGUACAGAAGGGGAGAACCGGCCAAUCAGAACCCACAGACAUGGAGCUGGCGGAUAAAACCCUCAACUAUCCACUUCCUGAGAGGGGAGGGGCCAAUGGAUACCACAAGGAUUCUGAUUGGCCGAUACCAGAGGAAAUGGACCAGAAAGUCCUAGAUGAGGGAGAAGAUGGCGUCUUUCUCCCAGAGGAGGUUACACCUACUUUAGACAAGGGGUUGCCUCUCCCAGAGAAGACUGUACCUACGUCACAACUGGCACAGUCUUUUGUAGACGCUGAGCCUGCUCCAAAGGAAGGUAUCUGUCCUUUAGACGAGGCUGUUUCUGCCCUAGAGAAGAUUUUACCUCCCAUACACUUGGCUGUUUCUGCCCUAGAGAAGAUUUUACCUCCCAUACACUUGGCUGUUUCUGCUCCACAGAAAGUUUUGUCUCCACGGGUAACUGUCCCUAAUUUACAGGACACCGUUGGUCUCCUAGAGAUUCUACCUGUCCCAGGGGAGGCUGUCUCUCUGCUAGAGGAGGCUCUACCUGUCCCAGGGGAGGCUGUCUCUCUGCUAGAGGAGGCUCUACCUGUCCCAGGGGAGGCUGUCUCUCUGCUAGAGGAGGCUCUACCUGUCCCAGGGGAGGCUGUCUCUCUGCUAGAGGAGGCUCUACCUGUCCCAGGGGAGGCUGUCUCUCUGCUAGAGGAGGCUCUACCUGUCCCAGGGGAGGCUGUCUCUCUGCUAGAGGAGGCUCUACCUGUCCCAGGGGAGGCUGUCUCUCUGCUAGAGGAGGCUCUACCUGUCCCAGGGGAGGCUGUCUCUCUGCUAGAGGAGGCUCUACCUGUCCCAGGGGAGGCUGUCUCUCUGCUACAGGAGGCUCUACCUGUCCCAGGGGAGGCUGUCUCUCUGCUACAGGAGGCUCUACCUGUCCCAGGGGAGGCUGUCUCUCUGCUACAGGAGGCCCUACCUGUCCCAGGGGAGGCUGUCUCUCUGCUAGAGGAGGCUCUACCUGUCCCAGGGGAGGCUGUCUCUGCCAUGGAGGAAGAUGCGGAGGGAAAGGAGCCUGUUCCUACCGUGGAGGCUGUCCUGGUCUUGCAGGAGGCUCUAACUGUCUUAGAAGAAGAGGCUUCACCUGGAAUAAAGGAGGGGCUAAGCGUCUUACAGAAAGAGGAGGAAGAGGAAGAAUUGGUUCUAAUCGCCUUGGAGAAGGAGGAAGAAGUCACUGCACUUGUGGCCUUGGAGGCUGUGUCUAUACCUGCCAUGAUUGAGGUUGUCCCUGCUUUAGAGAAAGAUGAGGAUCUGCCUGUCUUUGACGAGGAAGAGAAGAUACAGGAUGAAGAGCGCCCCCCGCAGGGGGUCUGUAGACCCUGCAGUGUGGACCUCAGUCAGAGCAAAGUGCAUGAUGGUCAGGAAGAUGACGGUCCUAUCAGAGCUAGAAGAAGAGCUCAGAAACUAAGCGACGAGGAACAGGAACAGGAAGUAAGCGUCAAAGAGGAAGUGGAAGUCCUGACACCGGCGCCGAAAAAGAAAAGGGGCCGGCCAAGAAAGACUCCUCUUAUUAAAUACACGCAGGAAGUGUUGCCCGACUUUGACCCAGGACUGAUCUCGACGGGGGAGUUGGUCCCGGUUCCCGGACCUCACCUGUUCUGGAAGAAUGAGCACAGUCUGGGUUGGCUGGACACCUUGUUGGUAGCGCUGGUCCACUGUCGCACCCUGAGGGACCGACGACCCAUCAAGAGGCCCACUGUGGGUCAACCGGUCUGGGAUCUGUGUGAGAGGUACGACCGAGCCUGUAGUCUCAGCACAGCCUACCAACACACUGGCGCAGAUGGUGUCGUCCGAGUGCCCUCCGCCGUGGCACAGAGGGUCCAGACUGAGAUGCAGGCCAUCAGGAUGGCCAUCUUUAAACUGCUGGAGCCUCUGCUGAAAUGUAAACUGGGUCAGAACGAGAGGCUGGUUUUCGUCCUGCCUCUCCUCCUCGGGGCUGACUCCUGGGCCGACCGUCUCUUCCAGCAUGAGUAUGACUGGCAGUUUCAGUGUACCUCGUCAACUUGCCAGCACGCCACCAAAACCAGAUGUAACAAGACCCUCACCACUUUCACCAAUGUGGUUUCUGAUUGGCACCCUCUCAAUGCUGCCAACCAAUCACGUUGCAGCAAGUGUAAUAAGAUGAAGCAAGCCAGGAUGUUGGUGCUGGAGAGGCUGUCUCCUGUGUUUGUGCUACACUUUGCGGAAGGUCUCCCUGACAACGACCUCAGCGCGUACUCCUUCACCUUCCAGCAGCAGAGGUACUCCAUCACCACCGUCCUGCAGUACGACCAGCCGCUCAACCACUUGGUCAGCUGGAUACGUAUCCCUGACGGAAGUUGGUUAGAGUUUGACGACCUGAAGCAUCCUGUCUGUGUCUCGCACACCCAGCUGGCUGUCCCGCCUAGAGAGAUCCAUGUUGUCUUCUGGGAGUUGGAGACAGACCGACCGGACAGCCCACAGACACCCUGCUCUUCUCCUGACGAAAACCUGACGAGCACUUCCUUGAUACAGAAAGAACCUCACCUGGCCAAGAUCUUUGUCGUCAACGAAUCUCUAGAAUCUCUUUCUCAGACGGUGUCUGACGACGUUGUCAUAGACGACGCCACCAUAACGGCUGACUACAUAGAUGACAAUAUGGACACCACAUUAACAAAUAACGUAGACUCUCCCAUCAUCGUCGGUUCCACCUCCAUGCUUGCUGACGUACCGUUCCAGUCCUGGUCUCACGACCUCUCUUCUCACGACCUCUCUUCUCACGACCUCUCUCUCCCCCUCCCUCUCAAUGACACGGCCGUUGUCGAGGCGCUGACGGUGUCUGACAACGCCGAUAAUGACGACAUGGACACCACGGUAACAGCCGGUGAGCCGUCCAUCGGUUCUGCCACGCUGCUCGACGCCUUCGAAGGCCUCUCCCACGAUGACGUCGUCACCCUGACCCUCGUAGAGGUCAAAAUGGACUCCGAGAGCGGACCGUUGCACGACGUCACCCCGGCGGCUCCCAAACAAAAUGGAAGAGACGUCUGCUUUCUCUCGGCUCCUAGAUCCGAGACCCCCCCACUUGCCCGUGAAAUACCCACUGAAUCUGAAACGCCCUCUGAAACGGACGACGAAGACCUCGUCGAAAGGCCAACGUCCCCCGAAACGGCCAGUGAGUUUCUCCCUGACAGCAGUGACGUUCCGUCUGAGACCGACUCUGAAGGACUCACUCCUAGUCCUCCCAGGAUCAGGAGAAGCAGCAGUAGACCUACAAUGGCGUCCAACGCUCCAGUUGCUGCAGCAGCUAAGGUGGUCACAACAACAACACCAAUGGCACUUUCUGGAAGCUGUGGUGAAAUAAUCCUGCCCUCCGUUGUAUCUAUGAUGUCACCAUCAUAUGUGGAUCCCAGCCCCGCAGCACCAGAGUUCCCUCCCUCUCCCCCAUCCCACCCCAAAACCCCCAAUACCCCCAACUCUCUGCAGAGCACGCCUGGUCUCCCUCCCUCUCCCCCGCCCCACCCCAAUACCUCCAACUCUCUCCGCAGAGCACGCCUGGUCUCCCUCCGCCACCGCACCCCAACUCCCACUGGUCGUACCUGCUCAACCGCCACCCCACCACCACCCCCACUCCCCCGGCACCCAGAGACAACCCAGUCAGUUGAACCACUCGACACCCAACCGGUUCCAGCAGCUUUCACAGAGCCGACAGACCCCCAAGAUGGCUCCCCCCAACCCAGACACCAGGUGAAGAAGCCUCCUCCUCUCCCCAAAGCCAGACUCAGUAAGGAGGACAAUGAGGCCCUGCCGGUGAAGGCUGCCGAGAUGUACGGAGGGUUCAGGAGCAGGAACGUAAAUACAAACAUAAACAAUGUCUCUUCCAAGACUUCACCUCCAACCCAGAUCCUCUCUCAAAGAAUUGACCCUCAAAAUGGCGUCUGGAAGACACCAAGUCAGCCUGGCGCCGCCCUCGCCUCGCGAAAACCUCUUAUCGACAACACUGCUGCAGCGUAUCCUAUCAUGACCUCACUUCCUUCUUCUCCGGGAGUCACGGAGCUCCAUAAAAUCUCUUCCUCCAGGAAUCAAGGCCCCGGUGGCCAGGUCUCGAAGGUUCCGGCCGGCCUCAGUGAGACAGAAGCCCUCAGGUACAAGCUGCUGAAGAAGCUGAAAGCCAAGAAGAAGAAACUGGAGAAGCUGAAUCAGAAGUUGGGUUUCCAGGCGGCUGCAGUAGGACAGGAAGUGACCCACGGACCAGACUGCGCCGACCUUCGCUCCCCCUCUACUGUUAGCUCCAGUACCUCCGCCUACGAUGAGUUCUUCGCCGACCUUCUGUCGCCCGCGACGACUGCCAGCAAUCUAUCACCGGACAGCACGGGCUUCCUGGAUAUGCUCUCCACCAAUGGACAAGAAGGGGGAGGGAACUUGGCGUGUGGGGGGAAUGCGAUUGGUGGAGCCUCACAGGGGAUGACCACUGCGACCUUACAACCGGCCAAUCACGGUGUAGUAAUGCCACUGCCUGGUCUAGAUGGGCCAAUCAUGACCUCCGGUGAGAACUUCCUGGAGGAGUUCAUAUCGGGGUCGGCCAAUCAGCAGAUGGAGACGGAAGCACUCAGUGCUUUCGACCUGUUCUUUUAGGCUUCGUUAACCACAGGUCUAGGAUCUGCAAUCUGCUUACCCAAACCCCUGAGCUUAAACAUCAAAGCUUAGCUUCAGAUCAGUGGCGACAUCUCGUUCAAUGAAAAAUAUUCUCGUGUCUAAUUCGUUGACUAGAUCACUAUAUAGGAAGUCGAGUUGCCAGUGUAGACGUGGACAGUUGCUAGGAGAAACGACAUGCUACUACACCUUUCAGUCGCGUGUGUGUGUGUGCGUGUGCGUGUGUGUGCAUGGCAUCAGUGGGUUGUUCUGUUAUUGGUAGCAUGUAUCACACAAAGUGGAGUCUCUUAACAGCCAUUUCAAAUAAACCAUAUCAUUCACGUGUUGACUUGUUUCCAAAAGAAUGUUGUGAAUGUUGAAUAGGGUUUAACGUUGAUACUCAUUGAAGCUUUGCCACCUUAUUCCCUAUAUAGUGCACUAUAUUUUGACCAGGUCCUAUAAGGUCCUCAAGUUAAAAAUAAAAAAAAUAGACAGAUUGAGGCUUUUAAAGGAAUGUGAAAUAUAGAGCUUGUUUCAGGGUAAGGUUCUGUAAGGUUAAUAGUUGUUUCAGGGUAAGGUAAGGUUCUGUAAGGUUAAUAGUUGUUUCAGGGUAAGGUUCUGUAAGGUUAAUAGUUGUUUCAGGGUAAGGUUCUGUAAGGUUAAUAGUUGUUUCGGGGUAAGGUUCUGUAAUGUUAAUAGUUGUUUCAGGGUAAGGUUCUGUAAGGUUAAUAGUUGUUUCAGGGUAAGGUUCUGUAAGGUUAAUAGUUGUUUCAGGGUAAGGUAAGGUUCUGUAAUGUUAAUAGUUGUUUCAGGGUAAGGUAAGGUUCUGUAAGGUUAAUAGUUGUUUCAGGGUAAGGUAAGGUUAAUAGUUGUUUCAGGGUAAGGUUCUGUAAGGUUAAUAGUUGUUUCAGGGUAAGGUAAGGUAAGGUUAAUAGUUGUUUCAGGGUAAGGUUCUGUAAGGUUAAUAGUUGUUUCAGGGUUCUGUAAGGUUAAUAGUUGUUUCAGGGUAAGGUUCUGUAAGGUUAAUAGUUGUUUCAGGGUAAGGUUCUGUAAGGUUAAUAGUUGUUUCAGGGUUCUGUAAGGUUAAUAGUUAUUUCAGGGUAAGGUAAGGUUCUGUAAGGUUAAUAGUUGUUUCAGGGUAAGGUUCUGUAAGGUUAAUAGUUGUUUCAGGGUAAGGUAAGGUUCUGUAAGGUUAAUAGGCGAGUGAUCGGAAUGUUCUGGAGGAAUCAUGAUACUGUUUUGCUUUAGUUUGCCUUUUUAUUAUUUUGUUUACAUUUUGUCUGAAUUACUUAAAAUCCUGAACUAGGAUAAAAAAGCCUGACAACUAUGAUAAAAAAAAAAAGCUGGGUUCGUGUUUUAGAGGUGGUUGGAACUCUGAUCUUGUCCAUCGGUUGUUUUUGAAUGUAAUUUUUGUAAUACAAAAAGUGACUUGUUGUAAAAUGUUGUACAGGAUUGGAUACUGUAUAUAAUUCUAAUAAAAUCAAAUGUUUUCUUUAAACGGA
This is a messenger RNA of Oncorhynchus nerka (sockeye salmon), 6785 nucleotides long. Its product is annotated as SUMO-specific isopeptidase USPL1-like. Gene Ontology annotation, cellular component: Cajal body. Gene Ontology annotation, biological process: protein desumoylation; Cajal body organization. NCBI's taxonomy places the organism in Eukaryota, Metazoa, Chordata, Actinopteri, Salmoniformes, Salmonidae. Gene Ontology annotation, molecular function: SUMO binding. The record is from RefSeq and is a predicted model, not a curated record.